AUGUGUUCACAAACACGGAGUAGUACGCUUAACCUGGCUAAUCGUCCAAAUUUGCUGUUGCUAUUGAUACAGUUACCACACACGCUGCUUUCUCGCUUCGACCUCAUUUUCCUCAUCCUCGACCCGCAAGAUGAGAUUUAUGAUGCGCGUCUGGCUCGUCAUCUCGUGGGUCUCUACUAUAAAGGCACAAACAAUGAUCGCUCGCGACGUGGAGGUAUCGUAACUACUUCCGUGGAUCUGGACGAUGAGGAUCCAAUUUAUCAUGGCGAUUCCGCGGCCAUGCUGCGCGAUUAUAUUGCUUAUGCCAAGGCCAUGUACCAUCCAAAACUGAGCGAAGAAGCCAGUGAAUAUCUAGUUCGUGAAUAUGUCGAAAUGCGAAAAAUUGGUUCUAGUCGUGGACAG
Hydatigera taeniaeformis is the source of this 402-nucleotide messenger RNA. The record is from the annotation of a GenBank genome assembly. NCBI's taxonomy places the organism in Eukaryota, Metazoa, Platyhelminthes, Cestoda, Cyclophyllidea, Taeniidae.